Messenger RNA from Macrosiphum euphorbiae (potato aphid), 432 nucleotides. NCBI's taxonomy places the organism in Eukaryota, Metazoa, Arthropoda, Insecta, Hemiptera, Aphididae. The record is from the annotation of a GenBank genome assembly.
AUGAUAAGCUUUAUAAAAAACUUUUUAAUGGACAGAACCUUCCAGGUUAAAGUCAAUUUCCACCUCUCUCAGGUAUUCAAACAAGAAAACGGUGUGCCCCAGGGCUCCAUUUUAUCCGUCUCAUUAUUUCUAGUUGCAAUCAACGACCUUUGUGAAGAAAUCAAAUUCCCCGUGAUAUCAUCACUUUUCGCAGAUGACUUAAACAUAUGGUGCUGCGGUAAAAAUACCCAAAAUAUACAACCCGUAUUACAAGACCCACUCUUAUCUCUAGAAAAAUGGUCAGCAAAAUCCGGUUACCGUUUCACUCCUCUAAAAUCACAGAGCAUCAAAUUUUCACACUCCAAAAAAAAAAUAUCAGACAUUAAACAUAAAAAUAAACAAUACUCCUAUACACAACACAAGACUUUUGAAAAUAUUAUGAAUCGUAUUUGA